Messenger RNA from Oncorhynchus tshawytscha (Chinook salmon), 4583 nucleotides. RefSeq names its product fatty acyl-CoA hydrolase precursor, medium chain. The record is from RefSeq and is a predicted model, not a curated record. Bases 2510 to 4225 code for a protein of 571 amino acids. The transcript has 19 exons. Lineage: Eukaryota; Metazoa; Chordata; Actinopteri; Salmoniformes; Salmonidae.
AUAUGCAUAUCUUAGCUUCUGGGCCUGAGUAGCAGGCAGUUUACCCUGGGCACCUUAUUCAUCCAAGCUACUCAAUACUGCCCCCCAGCCAUAAGAAGUUUUAAGGAGCAGGAGCUCUCCAACAAGAACCUCAUCAAGGGCCUCAAACUGGUGCAUGGCGUCCUCACUCUUUCUGUCAGUAUGCGCUUCUCACCACCCAGAUCAAUGUUCUGCCAUUUUAUCAUAUUUGCUUUCCACACACGUCUAUGGUGACAUUCCAUUGAUUGUAAAUUCUUUCAAUUUCUGUUUCAACAGAAAAACGACCAGGAAAUUACCAAAACGAGAAAUUACUUUGAGAGACAAGUGCGAGAAAUUGAAGCCAAGUAUGAGACGAAGAUGCAGAUGCUGCGUCAGGAGCAGGACCUGAGGAGGAAGACGGAGAUCGAGGAGAGGAAGAACAGCCAGAUCAACACGCUGAUGAAGAACCACGAGAAGGCUUUCAGCGACAUCAAGAACUACUACAACGACAUCACCCUUAACAACCUGUCCCUCAUCAACUCACUCAAGGCUAGCAAUACCACAACAAUAUCAGCUAAUAAGCAAGGUUUUUGUUCUACUCAAUAACAAUAACCUAGGAUCAAUCCACUAACUGAGUAUUAGAAAUUCCUCAACGUACAGUAUCAUCAAACCUAACCUAGGCUUCAUCAACUCACAACUCACUUGUGUAUUACAAGACAAUAACAGAGAGGUGUAUGAUUAUUGAUAGGUCCUGAUCUUUAGCAGAAGGGUUCACUGUGUGUUGUGCAUGACUGACAGUGGCCAGGGUUUGGAGCCCCGGAGGGCAAACACAUCAAUCCAAUACAAGCUAGUAACCAGUUGUUUACAUGGCCUGUGUGUGUCUGUCAGGAACAAAUGUAGGAGAUGAAGAGGAAGGAGGAGCGUCUGGAGAAGGACAUGGCAGAGGUGCUGCUGCAGAACAAGCGCCUGACGGAGCCCCUAUAGAGGGCCAAGGAGGAGGUGACCGAGCUGCAGAAACAACUGGCCAACUACGAGAAGGACAAGACCUCACUGACGGGGGCCAAGGCACGUCUGAAGGUCGCAGAUAAGGAGAUGAAAGACCUGAAGUGGGAACACGAAGUGCUGGAACAGAGGUUUAGUAAGGUCCAGGUGGAGCGUGAUGACCUCUAUAAGAAGUUCACCCAGGCCAUCCAGGAGGUGCAGCAGAAGAGUGGCUUUAUGAACCUCCUGUUGGAGAGGAAACUGGGGGCUCUGACCAACACCCUGGAGAAGAAGGAGGCUCAGCUCAACGCCCUCGUCGUGGUCACACGCAAACUGGAGGUAUGCUACCCUCCCUGGGAUACCUAACCCUAGCUUCAUGUCCACAUCCUGGUUCAGCCCUAACUCAACCACAACCCUAGCUUCAUGACCACAUCCUAGUUCAGCCCUAACUCUGAACCCUAACCCUAACCCUAGCUUCAUGACCACAUCCUGGUUCAGCCCUAACUCUCAGCCCUAACCCUAGCUUCAUGUCCACAUCCUGGUUCAGCCCUAACUCUCAAUCACAACCCUAGCUUCAUGUCCACAUCCUGGUUCAGCCCUAACUCUCAACCCUAACCCUAGGUUCAUGACCACAUCCUGGUUCAACCCUAACUCUCAACCACAACCCUAACCCCAGCUUCAUGACCACAUCCUGUUUCAGCCCUAACUCUCAACCCUAACCCUAACUUCAUGACCACAUCCUGGUUCAGCCCUAACUCUCAACCACAACCCUUAACCCUAGCUUCAUGUAGGGUUUUUGGAUGAAUGCCAAAAAUAAGGUCUGGUUAACACAAGUUAAGGAGAUUUUACAUGUUUUGUUCUACACGAUAAUCUUCAUCAGCUAACAUCACUUUUGUGAAUUAUUAAGCAUUUAUGUAAUGAAAUAAAAGACACCCAAAGGCUUCAUAAGUCAUAAAGAUCACGUUAACUGGCUGAUAUCUCAUAGAAAAAUUAUCUCAUGUGUUACUUUCCCCAGUUUCUGUGUUGUUGUGGGUUUGUAUGUGUGUGUAUUUCAGGAAAUGGCUUCCUGGAAUCCUAAAGCAACUGAUUGGUCGGCCCCAUCGCUGGCUAGACCUCUGACCCCCCCUCUCAUUAGGGGAAACAGCUCCAAUUACCAACUCCUUCUCCGGCUUGGUUUCCUUUGUCAGAAGAGAGCUUAUUUUUAUGUCCUGUGUUGAUUUUUGUGGCGGUCAGUGAAACGUUUGUGGAUAUUAUUUUGUAGCCGCUCCUUCUGAGGGGAAGGAGAACGCACCUUGGGAGUGUUUAGGCAAGAGGACUGAAGGAAUACAUAACCCAUAGUAUUUAAUCUGUCUAUUCACACUAGAUCCUUUUCCCCACCUUACUGUGUUAAGGAAUAAUACAUUCCUUGUAAAUGGUAUUUUUCUCGUCCUGUCAUCCUUCCCUGCACCUACGAUCACAUACUUUUUCACUCCACGAGGAGUUGAGAUGUAGCAGGAUGUUCCUCCAGGAGGCGUACGUAACACAUACGUGAAUGGAUAAUCUAUCUGGCACCACUAUGAUGUAUCAGGGCAGAAGAGUCCUCGCAUGGAUAAGUCUGAGCCUGUUUGUGAGUUUCCAUACAGUCGAAGGCGACAGAGAGAGCCUCUUCCAGCUUCAUACUAGUUAUGGUCAGGUGGAGGGCAGACUGGUCAGAGUGAGAGAGAGCCAGAGGAAGGUGGCUGCCUACCUGGGGAUCCCCUUCGCUGAGCCCCCUGUCGGGCCCCUGAGGUUCCAGGCCCCCCGGCCUCCCCGAGUGUGGCAGGGACUAAGAGAUGCCAAGGCUUACCCCCCUCUGUGUCUGCAGAACAUGAACCACACUAGACAAAUGGUGGACCUGUACGGAGGUCGGUUCCCUGUCCUAACCACCUCAGAGGACUGCCUUUACCUGAACAUCUACACACCAGUCAAACCUGGGGACCCAAGGAAACUACCAGUGAUGAUUUGGAUCCAUGGUGGAGGCUUUCUCAUGGGAGGGGCUUCACUCUAUGAUGGCUCCUCAUUGGCUGCCUUCGGGGACGUUGUGGUGGUCAUCCUUCAAUACCGUCUGGGUAUCCCAGGGUUCCUCAGCACAGGGGAUGGCCAGUACCCCGGGAACGUGGGUAUUCUGGACCAGGUGUGUGCCCUGCGCUGGGUGCAGGAGACCAUCAGCAGUUUUGGGGGAGACCCAGGAUCUGUCACCAUUUUCGGAGAGUCUGCUGGGGGUGUUGCCAUCUUUUUACAUAUGAUGUCCCCUCUGUCAUCAGGACUGUUCCACAAGGCCAUCAGUCAGAGUGGAGUACCCCUCAUUUCUCUGUUCAUCCAGGAUGACCCCAAACCUGCUGCACAGCUGGUGGCACAGAGAGCAGGAUGUCCCAGUGAUGACUCUGCAGAGCUCAUGACCUGCCUCAGUACCCUCAGCCCACAAGACAUAGAGGCGGCUACACCUGCAAUGGGGGAUAUGGUUCUGUCUGUGCACAGGGAUGGGACAGUUAUCCCUACCAAUCUGGAGGAAGUCCUGCAGACCAAGAGCUUCCUGGGCUUCCCCAGGAUCAUAGGGGUCAACAACCAUGAGUAUGGAUGGAUGCUCCCACAUUUUUUCCUUUUUCCUGGAUGGGAUCUUGGAAUGACCCGUGAAAACAUGAUGAUGAUCCUGGCGUUUAUGCUUCAGAAACUGCGUAUGCCAGACUCUGCCCUGGGGAUCAUCGUAGGGGAGUACUUUGGUGACAUGAAGGACCCCGUGGGGAUCAGAGAUGCCUUCUUGGAGCUUAUAGGAGAUCUACUGAUUGUGGUCCCUGGGAUCCAGGGAGCCAGAAGGUGUAGAGAUGCUGGUUGCUUGAUCUACUACUAUGAGUUCCAGCAGCGCCCCUCCAUGUUCACGUCCAGCAGGCCAGGCUUUGUGAAAGCAGACCACUUUGAUGAGGUUGGCUUUGUGUUUGGCGCCCCCUUUUGGACAGAUGACAUAGUGAUGUUAGAUAACACGACAGAUGAGGAACGACAGCUUAGCAGGACCAUGAUGAAAUACUGGACUAACUUUGCCAGAACAGGUAACCCUAACGGAGAGAAUAUGUUUGAUUGGCCAACAUUCACCACAGAAGAAGAGUGUCUACUGAUCCAGGCCAACCUCGGGCUGGGCAGUGUCUCAGAGAAGAAGAGAGCCCAGUUCUGGACAGAAGACUUCCCCAAAGGACUGCAGACUGCUGGACACAAAGAUGCACACAAUGACCUGUAGAGCUGAAUUUUCACUGUGUCAAAUGCUGUUCUAGGAGUGGCCAUGUUGUUUCCCUCCACUCCAGUGAUGUCAGUCUGCUAUUAGGUUACAGUAUAUGAGGCUUUCUUUGCCUUUUCCUUAUUUUGUAUCAUAUUUUGGCCAUUUCAAUAUUCCAGAUUUUCUGUAGUGGUUUGCUCUUCUAUUUUAUAUAUUAAUUGUUUUUGAUAUUGUGUAGCCUAUUUUUUUUAUCUUGCUGUGUUCAUAUGCCCAAUUAAAGCCAUACAAUCCAUAAAGUUUGACUGAUUUGAUGAUUGUCCUUCUGCUUAGUAAUAAAACAUUUAGACAUAUCUGAUAUGCUAAAUAAAUGUCUUGAGCACUG